Molecule: messenger RNA, 705 nt
Organism: Rotaria sp. Silwood2
Lineage: Eukaryota; Metazoa; Rotifera; Eurotatoria; Philodinida; Philodinidae
Source: the annotation of a GenBank genome assembly
ACAAGAGACUGUUUAAAUAAUAGAUGUGUUGAAGGUGCAUUAAAGAAUUAUUCACAAAGAUUAAUUGAUAAUAAUUGUGAUUAUGUUCAACAACAACAAGCUCUUUUUUUUCUUGUUCAUUGUGUUGGUGAUGUUCAUCAACCAAUACAUUGCGGUUUUAAAGGAGAUUCUAAUGGGAAAAAAAUCAUAGGUUUUUUUUUCAAUGGAGAAAAUCUAACAUAUCUUCAUAAAAUAUGGGAUACUGAAAUAAUUAAUGUUCGUAUUAAUCGUCAUUUUCAAUCAGAUGUUAAUCUUUAUUAUGAAUAUUUGAAAUCACUUAUGUUUAGUCAAUCUUUAUUAAUUAAUGAAACAUAUAAUGAUUAUAAAAUAUGGAUUGAUGAAAGUGUUGAUUAUGUUUGUCAACAAGUUUAUUUCGAUGAUAAUAAUAUCAAACUUAGUGUUUCAAGAAAUUUCGCAUUAGGUGAAAAAUAUUUCAAUCGAAAUUGGCCUCUUAUUGAUCAACGUUUAGCACAAGCAGGUUGUCGACUUGCAUCGUUACUUAAUCAAUUAGCUAAAAAUAGAUCAUCGAGAAAACUUCCACCAAAUAUUCAAAUUCUUUUUAUUGUUUUAUUUAGUGGAUUAGCUAUUGGUAUUUUUGCAGCUCUAAGUGUUUAUUUAUAUAAACGACAGAAGAAUAAAGAAUAUGAUUCUUUGACGCCGGAAUAA